Messenger RNA from Camelina sativa (false flax), 1212 nucleotides. RefSeq lists its product as uncharacterized. The record is from RefSeq and is a predicted model, not a curated record. NCBI's taxonomy places the organism in Eukaryota, Viridiplantae, Streptophyta, Magnoliopsida, Brassicales, Brassicaceae.
UUUCUUCGGUCGCACAAGACUUGGCUCUGAGUCUUUUAACCGGUCAAAGAUGAACAGCUUCUUCUGGUUACUUCUUUUUUUUUGGUCCUCCUAAUCAACAUUGAAGAAUCGUAGCACCAUCACAAAUACGGUGAAGUUCUCAACUUGAAUCGUCUUCUUCGAUAGUCUCCCACUUGUUUCAAUCAGAACGAUGGAUCUAUCUACUCUAUCACCUGCGGAGAUCACGGUGAUGGGAGCCAUGUUCUGUGUUUUGCUCUCGAUGCACUUCACCAUGCAGCUCAUAUCCCAGCAUUUGUUUUACUGGAAGAACCCUAAAGAACAGAGAGCCAUUAUUAUUAUCAUACUUAUGGCUCCUGUUUAUUCCAUCAACUCUUUUGUUGGUUUGUUAGAUGCUAAGGGAAGCAAACCCUUCUUCAUGUUUCUAGACGCCGUUAAGGAUUGCUAUGAGGCACUUGUCAUUGCUACAUUCUUGUCUUUGAUGUAUAGUUACGUAAACAUAUCGAUGAGCGCACAGAUUAUCCCUGAUGAAUACAAAGGGAGAGAGAUCCACCAUUCCUUUCCAAUGACUCUUUUCGUGCCCCGCACCAUGCAUCUGGAUUACCGCACACUGAAACAGCUCAAGCAAUGGACAUGGCAGUUUUGUAUUAUCCGCCCAGUGUGUUCCUUCUUAAUGAUAACACUACAGAUCCUCGGGAUUUAUCCAGCGUGGUUGAGCUGGAUUUUCACCGUCGUUCUGAAUAUAUCGGUUUCCCUGGCAUUGUAUUCUUUAGUGAAAUUCUACCAUGUUUUUGUCAAAGAGUUGGAGCCUCAUAAGCCACUUACGAAGUUCAUGUGCGUCCAAGGGGUAGUCUUCUUCUGCUUCUGGCAGGGAAUAGUGCUGGAGAUAUUAGUGAAAAUGGGAGUAAUAAAGUCGCAUCAUUUCUGGCUGGAGGUGGAGCAGAUUGAGGAAGCUAUGCAAAACGUGCUUGUGUGUCUUGAGAUGAUCGUCUUCUCCGUCAUUCAACAGUACGCAUUUCACGUUGCUCCUUACAGUGGAGAAACUGAAGCUAAGAUGCGAAUGAAUAAGAGGGAUUGAUGCGCUUUUUUCUUCUUCUUUUUUUGUGUGGUUAAUGUGAAUGUUAUUGAUGUUCUGUUACAAACACCAUAGUGAUUAAAUAAUGUAUCUUUUUGCUUUUUGUAUUCUCAUAUUAGGAAAGAAAGAGCAUUCUAAUU